Striga hermonthica is the source of this 1752-nucleotide messenger RNA. Lineage: Eukaryota; Viridiplantae; Streptophyta; Magnoliopsida; Lamiales; Orobanchaceae. The record is from the annotation of a GenBank genome assembly.
AUGGCAGACGAAGCCAAGGCCAAAGGCAACGCCGCAUUCUCGGCCGGCAACUACGACGACGCCAUCCGCCACUUCACAGACGCGAUCGGCUUAGCACCCACCAACCACGUCCUCUACUCCAAUCGAUCCGCAGCCUACGCUUCCCUCAGAAAAUUUUCCGAGGCCCUCUCCGAUGCGCAGAAGACCGUGGAGCUGAAGCCCGACUGGGGCAAGGGUUACUCGCGCCUGGGCGCGGCCCAUAUGGGCCUCCACAAAUAUGGAGAGGCCGUCUCCGCUUACAAGAAGGGCCUUGAGAUCGACCCCAACAAUGACGCCCUCAAGUCCGGGCUCGCAGAUGCAGAGGCCGCCACGGCGCGGAGCUCUAGGCAGCCUCGAGGAGGGCCGGGCGGGAACCCGUUCGGGGAGGCGUUCGGGCCGGAGAUGUGGGUCAAGCUGGCGAGUGACCCCGGCACCCGGGGGCUUCUCCAGCAGCCGGAUUUUGUGAAGAUGCUGCAGGAUAUUCAGAAAAAUCCCAAUGAUUUGAACCUCUAUUUGCAAGAUCCGAGGGUUAUGAAGGCAUUGGGGGUGCUGCUGAAUUUUAAGUUCCAGACGAGGGACACUGAGCAGGAUGUGGAGAUGCCCACAGCAUCCAGUGGUGGGUCUCCAGAGAGGAAGAGACCUGCAGCAGCGGAGGCUGAGCCCUUGAAGGAGGAUAAGAGGCCGGAAAAAGAGCCCGAGCCUGAGCCUAUGGAGACUUCUGAGGAGAUGGAGAAGAAGGAGAUGAAAGCGCAGGCAUUAAAAGAAAAGGAGUCUGGGAAUGCUGCGUAUAAGAAGAAGGAUUUUGAGACCGCCAUUCAGCACUAUUCGAAGGCAAUUGAGCUGGACGAUGAGGAUAUUUCUUUCAUCACUAAUCGGGCCGCAGUUUACCUCGAGAUGGGCAAGUACGAGGACUGCAUCAAAGAUUGCGACAAGGCUGUAGAAAGGGGUAGAGAAUUGAGAGCAGAUUUCAAGAUGAUAGCCAGGGCCUUGACAAGAAAGGGAUCUGCCCUAGUCAAGAUGGCCAAGUGUUCAAAGGAUUAUGAACCUGCUAUUGAGACUUUCCAGAAAGCUCUUACUGAGCAUCGAAACCCGGAUACAUUGAAAAAGCUCAAUGAUGCUGAAAAGGCAAAGAAAGAUCUCGAACAAUUGGAGUACUUUGAUCCACAGAUAGCUGAUGCGGAGCGUGAGAAAGGUAACCAGUAUUUUAAAGAGCAGAAGUACCCUGAGGCUAUCAAGCACUACACAGAAGCAAUUAAGAGGAACCCGAAAGAUCAUAAGGCAUAUAGCAACAGGGCUGCAUGUUACACAAAACUUGGGGCCAUGCCCGAGGGACUCAAAGAUGCUGAAAAAUGCAUCGAACUUGAUCCAACCUUUUCUAAAGGUUAUACCAGAAAAGGUGCUGUCCAAUUUUUCAUGAAAGAGUAUGAAAAAGCAUUGGAGACAUACCAGGAGGGAUUGAAGCAUGAUUCCCACAACCAGGAAUUGUUAGAUGGUGUUAGAAGAUGCGUAGAACAGAUAAACAAGGCCAGUCGUGGAGAUUUGAGCCCUGAGGAGUUGAAAGAGAGACAGGCCAAAGCAAUGCAGGAUCCUGAGAUUCAGAACAUCCUUACAGAUCCAGUAAUGAGACAGGUGCUGACUGACUUACAGGAGAAUCCAAAAGCUGCACAGGAACACACCAAGAAUCCUCUUGUCAUGAACAAAAUACAGAAACUCAUCAGCGCAGGAAUUACUUGA